Molecule: messenger RNA, 824 nt
Organism: Saitoella complicata NRRL Y-17804
Lineage: Eukaryota; Fungi; Ascomycota; Saitoellomycetes; Saitoellales; Saitoellaceae
Exons: 2
Biological process (GO): regulation of gene expression; maturation of 5.8S rRNA
Cellular component (GO): nucleolus; exosome (RNase complex)
Molecular function (GO): DNA binding; RNA binding
Source: RefSeq, a predicted model, not a curated record
CAAUGGCCGAUACAGAUGUCACUCCCCUCUUGAACAAUCUUGUUGCCCAGAUCGCCAACCUCGAAGCAACUCUGGCACCUCUGACAGGACAUGCUGCCUCUUCCCCGGCCACUGCGUUACUCGAGACAACAUCCAAGCUUCCCUUGUUAGACCGAGGGAAGUUAUAUGUGACUUUGACCUAUGCAAUUGAUUCAAUCAUAUUCUCAUAUCUCAAGACAAGAGGGACCGCAACGAAAGGUCACCCUAUCGUGACUGAGCUCCAGCGCGCAAAACUAUACAUUCAAAAGCUCAAGGACGCAGAAAACCCGCCAGCACAGCGAAGUAACCCAUUAGAUAAGGAUGCAGCGAACCGGUUCAUCGCACAUGGUCUCGCGGGGAAUAACAGAUACGAUGCUCAGCGUGCCGAGUUGAGGGAUAAGGAGCGCGCAAGUGCGAAACAACGUCUGCAAGCCCUUAAUGAGAAGGGCAAGAGUUCGGAUGCGAGUGGCACACAUACGAAGUUCGAGGAGAGAGGAGUGGUGAAGCCGAAGGAGGACGAGGAGAUGAAGGAUGCAUCAACGCCAACGUCGGAUGAUGGUGCUGCCAAGAAGACGAAGAAGCGGAAGAAGACGGCCGAGUCGGCGAACGGAGAUAAGAAGAAGAGAGGCAAAGGUGCGAAGAAGGCAUAAACCUAUGAGGGUACGGCAGAUGGAAAGGCUUCGGCACGUGAAGGAGAGGGUUGGAGACGGAAUCAUAGCAUGGCACAUGGGAUCACUCGGCGUUAAGGAUUUUGUUUGGGUUUCAUCGGUCUCAGGAGAAGAAGCAACAUUGAUCUGUUCCCCGUU